UAAACUGUUGUUCGAGAACAUGUCCUACGGGAGACAACAAGAAAACAACGCUUCUUGUUCAGGUACAAACUACAGCUCAAGGGGUUGGAGAGCGCCACAACGCUCGUCACAAUACCAAAGUGAACUAAUAGAUGAGUUGGAAGGCUUCAGCAUCCCUGGUUGUGAUAAUAGUAGCUCAAAGAAGCGAACAACCCUUCACUUGGAUGCUGCAAAUGUUGACACUUAUUCUAGUUAUCAAAAAGAAGGCCCUCCUUUUGUGACGCAUUUGAAUCAGUCGGUGAAGAAACUUAGCAUUGACACUGACUUUACUAAAGAAGACAAAGAUAUGGAACUAUUUACUCGAACAGACGACGGUUUCUCUUCCUUUGCUUCUGCAGGGAAAGUCGGCAAAAGAGAAAGUAUUGGAGCAAAGACACCUAUGAAAACUAGGUUUCCAGCUCCUCUGCAGCCCAAUCCUCCUUUACCUUCAACAUUGUUGCUGCCAAAGAACAGCAGGCAAUCUCCAGAAGAAGGCAAUCUUUCAAAAAGUUGUUCUACUCCAGGAACACCUGCUAGGGAAGGAAACCAAUUUUGGACUCAAGCAACAACAACAAGUUUUCCCUCUUUUUUGGGUCAGAGUCAAACUAUUCGUUCUACGAACUCGGAAGUUGGUAACGAUGAUAUUGUUCCUAGUCCAUACACUAGUUCGUCGGAGGAGUCAACCAGUAUUCACCAAGAGUCAGUUUCGAAUGUCUCAAGAGAAAACAAGUUUGCUUCUUUUCAUGACGCAGUACUGUUUUCUCCACAAAGUGAAGCUACUGCAGAAACAAGAUCCCGCGCAUCUUCGGAAGAUGAUGGAAGAAGCAAUAGCUCUUUACCAAGUGCUACUGAGAAUAAGGUUUUCUUUCCUUGUAAUGAUAUUUUUGCCUCUUCUGUAUCUUCUCCUCCGAAACAUUCGGUGUCAAUUCCCUUUGUGGAAACAGAAUGGAAAAUUUGGCAAGAUCUUCGGAAAGAUAAUUGUUUGACUCGUAAUGAGUUGAGUGCCAUUGUUGAUCGUGCUGUUGAUCGUCGACUUAGUGGGAAUCCGAGCAUGACAUGUACCAAAUUGGUUGAACUUUGUAAUGAGGGAAAAGUUUAUGUGAUGGAUAUACUUUUUAUUCUUUCUAGUCGACCAGUUGUGAAUGAUGCAGCAAUGACUUUGAAGUGUUUAUAUUUGAUUCAUCGUUUGUCCUUAGAGGGACCGAUCGAUUCUCUUUGGCAAGGUAGACACGACAGUUUGCCUCUUUUGGACACCAUUUCGAAGAACUGGGCAAAGCCUAGAAAUGAAAGUCUUGCAGUUCAUCCAGCAAGAAGUAUUUGCAGUCGUUAUUCAUCGUUCAUAUUGGACAAAUAUCGUUUUCAUUUAGAGUUUACAGAGUUUGAGACUAACUAUUCUUUGGACCGUUUUUUUCGCCGGUUGGAAAUCGAGCAAGUAGAUCAGGUUCAAAGUGCACAUAACAAUCAGCGUUAUUUAAAGGUUGUAGUUAUCAGUUAUUCUACAGCAUCGAGGUUGUUAUUCCUGUUGGAGGGUAUUAUUCGGGUUUUGAAGAAUCUUAUGGAACGACGCCAUUUGGGUCCAGCAGUGGAAGUCUGUAUUCUUCCUUGUAUUGAAGAAGCCAAGGGUCUCCAUGUAAUAUGUGUUUAUUUAUUCAGCAAGUUGUUAAAGAUGCCUACAGAGUUAGUGCAAAUCUCAAGAAGUGAGCAGGACGACAUGAUUACCAACUUUGAAGAACUUCACAAGAUCCUUCGUUCCACUUUCCAAGUUUGUCGUUCACUUGAGUUGGUGAAUGUGGAUAUUCCUGAGCUUUCUCCCGUAUUGACGUUACCUAAUUCUGCUUGUCAACGCCCAGAAUCUAGAGACACUUUCCAUAUUAAGUGUCAGUUUCAUUCUUUUGUAGCAUUGCACAAGGCUUUCGAACCUGAGCACGCUCCAGAAGUAUUUAGUGACUAAGAUUCUUUAUGACUUGAAUAAAAACUAGAUGAAAAUGGUUCAUUUGAGAUAUUCGCGAAAUUCAAAACGGAGGAAUGUGUGCUUUUGUACGAUUCAAGACCGACUUUCAACGUGACGUUGCGGAAGAUAAAAGUUCAGAAGAGAGC
This is a messenger RNA of Galdieria sulphuraria, 2115 nucleotides long. RefSeq lists its product as uncharacterized. NCBI's taxonomy places the organism in Eukaryota, Rhodophyta, Bangiophyceae, Galdieriales, Galdieriaceae. The coding region runs from base 20 to 1969 and encodes 649 amino acids. Gene Ontology annotation, molecular function: phospholipid binding. The record is from RefSeq and is a predicted model, not a curated record. The transcript has 2 exons.